UACAGUACUUCUCAUGCUUCAGCAGCUCAAUUAGCUUGUUGCCGCGCAGGUAAAUAUCGUCGUCGGCACGUAUGAACCAAUCGUAGUCGUCGACGUAGUGUUCGUACAUGUACUGCAUGACGGCAAACGCUUUCUUCAGCGGAGGAUACACGGCGUCGGGUACCCCGGGGAGCUUUAUUACGGGGAGGUGGGAAAGUUCAGAGGGGACAAUGCAAUCCUCCCCCACAAAAAAGGCGAGCAUGCUCACGUCUUGGCCCCACGUUUCGAACAUUGCCUUGGCCCGAGUGGCCAAGUACAUCUGUGAGGAGAGGACACCCACAAACAGAGUCUUCCUCAAACGGUACUCCUGCCUGAGGUGCGUCGGGUGCUCCAGGCGGAUCGGCUUCCCGGUGUGCUUAGGGGCAAACUCGGAAAAGAGAUACUUUUUCGUUUCCAGGUUCUCCAGAUCGAACUGCUUGGGCUCGGCGGGUUCCGGGUCGGGGAAGAGAGGCGGAGGAGGAAACUCGGGCUCAUGGAAACGUUCUCGGGAGCGGCAGGCGGAGGUCCUAGAGUCGCUGGCCAGGAAGAAGAGAAGGGAGAAGACUAUGCCAACCAGAAGGCCUCCCGCGAACAGCAGCAAAGACGCAGCUCUCAUAACGAGGCCGGUUUUAGACUCCACGCUGCCCGGCGGGUAGCCGUGAAGCUCUGGUUUAGGCGUG
This is a messenger RNA of Geodia barretti, 698 nucleotides long. Lineage: Eukaryota; Metazoa; Porifera; Demospongiae; Tetractinellida; Geodiidae. The record is from the annotation of a GenBank genome assembly.